AUGGUCCUCAGUCUAUGCCUUUUCAUCUUCGCAGGGGAAAAGCCUUUAGCGCCGGAUAUUGUGUUUACACUUGUCGCUGUAUUCAAUAUUCUCAAGAAUAUGCUUACCUUAAGUGUACUUGGUGCUGGGCAAUACGCGCAAGCGAUGGUGAGCUUGCAACGAUUAAGCGACUUUAUGGACCGAAAGACUCCCCCGGUGGUCACAGACAAAACCCAACUUACGAUGCAGGCACAAAAAUUUGACCGUCGGGUUCCCUCAUUUUCUACAGCGCAAGUCCUCGGGGAGUUCAAUCACACUCAAGCCAGGUUUGACGUCGAGUUCGUCAGGGGCGGACUCAAUGUGAUUACGGGUGAUACUGGGUCAGGAAAAACUUUGCUGUUACACUCAUUGCUGCUUGGUGGUUCUGCAAACCAAGGCAGCAUAGGGCUCGGCAAAGCACAAUUCGAGCCGAUUGCCUACGCAUCUCAAGAACCUUGGCUUUUCCGAGGCAGUAUCAAGGACAACAUUGUAUUUGGGACUGCAUACGAUCAAAAGCGCUACGAGCGGGUCAUUAGAGAUUGCGCGUUGGAGAAAGAUCUUGCAGCUUUCAAGGACGGCGAUCUCAAAGAGGUAGGUGAAGGUGGCCGCAGUCUCUCUGGGGGUCAGCGUCAGCGAGUGUCCCUUGCGCGAGCAAUGUAUACGAACGCAAAUCUCGUCAUAUUGGAUGAUAUCCUCUCAGGGUUAGAUCCAAGCACCUUCGAGUGGGUGGUGACGAAAUGCAUCUUCAGAUCGGAGCAGCGGAAUCGCACAAUGAUAAUGGUUACGAAUAGUCAGAGAAUACUCCAGAUGGCUGAUCUAGUCAUUCACAUGGAGUAUGGCAAAAUCGCGCAAGUUAAGAACAAUCUCAGCACCAAAAACAGACAAGGCGUGCCCGACAAGGAUUAUGUCGAUCGUUUGUUUUAUGAUACGCCAGAAGCCUCUGAAACAGUGUCUGCAACCUUUGAAAGCACCGGUGGCAGCGAUAAGAUGAGCCCGAUCUCUGCGGAGGCCUCUAAUGAAGGUGCUGGUUUUCAGCGCGUGAGCAGUUUGAGAUAUGGCUUCAAAUAUCUCCGGUCCUUUGGCAGUCGGACAUUCGUCACUUUAGCAGUGAUUUCUGCCGUAGGAGCUCAAGCCUUGGAGAUCGGACUCCCAGCAUGGCUCUCAAUUUGGAGUGCACUAUCAGUGAGAAGCGAAGGGGAAGGUAGGGAUGGGUUUUACCUAGGAAUUUAUACAGGACUCGGUUCAGCGCAAAUAGCGAUCCUGGCAGUCUCGCUGUUGUUGCUAUACUCGGGUGCUUGGCGAUCUAGUCGUGACAAGCAUUUAGAAAUGAUUUCCGCAAUCUUCGGCACCACUUACACCUGGAUCUGGAGUACCCCAGUGGGACAAGUAAUCAAUCAUUUCUCGUCUGAUAUCGCAAGUUUAGACGACACUCUGUUCAGGACGUUUCGUCCAGUUUUGGAGACAUAUCUGUCAAUUGGUCUCCGAAUUCUCACCGUGACAUCGCUUAUACCACUCUUCUUUUUGCCCUCUGUCGUACUGUGCGGGUUUGCAAUCUAUGUGGGCUACCGUUAUCGUUUCGCAGCCACCGCCGUGAAGCAUAUAUACGCCGCUAGUCUCACGCCGCUGCAUCAUAGUAUUGCGGAAACUGCGUCGGGCCUUAAGACAAUACACGCCUUUCGUGCGCAGGGGAUGCUACAGAAGCGCUUCAAUGCGGCAGUUGAGCACCAUGCCCAGGCAUGGAAUGCUGUCAGUGAUCUUCAAAGAUGGCUGGCAGUACGGAUGGACAUCUUCGUCGCUUUGAUAUCAUGCUCGGCGGCGACAUUAGCCAUCUUGCGGCCGCAUUCAAGUGCGCCUGUUGUUGGUCUUAGUUUGACCCUCACAACCGGCCUCUGCACGGCUCUACUUUAUCUGGUUUAUCUCUCGAGUCUUCUGGAAGUAGAAAUGGCCAGUUAUUGCCGUAUUGAGAACUAUAUCCAGGACCUUCCACAAGAAGUUUCUUCCGCUGAUCUUGACGCCUGUGCGGUAGAACAUUGGCCAACUCGGGGACUGAUCACUUUUGAAAACUUCGGGGCCAGCUAUUCGUUGGAUGGAGAGGAGGUUCUCAAGAGUGUCAACUACAGAGCGAAUGCCGGCCAACGAACAGCCAUUGUCGGUCGCACAGGGAGCGGAAAGACUUCCCUGGCACUGAGUCUACUACGGCUGACGACUAGGACGCGUGGAUCCAUAUCCAUUGAUGGCGUUGACAUUGAAUCAGUUCUUGUUGAAAAGCUACGACAGAGCAUAAGUUUUAUCCCUCAAGAUCCCACACUGCUUGAUGGAACAAUACGUUUCAAUCUGGACUUCAACGGAGAUGAUGACGAGGGAUACCUGCAGUCGAUCCUAGAUGAUGUGGCGGGGACAAGGAAAUGGAAGCUGGAUGACACCGUUGAACUGAAUGGGAGAAAUUUCUCACAAGGCGAGAGACAGCUCAUUACCCUCGCACGAGCUAUGGUGAGCAAACACAAAAUUCUCAUCAUUGAUGAGGGGACCGCUAGCCUGGACAAAGCAAGCGAAGACCGUAUCAUGGCUGUCCUUGGGGACCGCUUCAGCGAAUGUACGGUCAUAGCCAUCACACACAGGUUACACAGCAUUAUCGAUUUUGACCAAGUCCUCGUAAUGGGCGACGGCCAAGUGCUGGAGGCGGGAAAUCCUCGUCAUCUUCUCGAAGGAGGGGAAGGUGUUUUCAAAGCAUUGUAUCUGCAGCAGUGUGGCACGGAUGCUGUGGUUAGUGGCAAUCUCAGCGACUAUCGCCAAUCAUAA
Molecule: messenger RNA, 2817 nt
Organism: Aspergillus lentulus
Lineage: Eukaryota; Fungi; Ascomycota; Eurotiomycetes; Eurotiales; Aspergillaceae
Source: RefSeq, a predicted model, not a curated record